This is a messenger RNA of Acanthamoeba castellanii str. Neff, 1026 nucleotides long. Its product is annotated as RFX DNAbinding domain containing protein. The record is from RefSeq and is a predicted model, not a curated record. Gene Ontology annotation, molecular function: DNA-binding transcription factor activity, RNA polymerase II-specific; RNA polymerase II cis-regulatory region sequence-specific DNA binding. Bases 1 to 1026 code for a protein of 341 amino acids. Gene Ontology annotation, biological process: regulation of transcription by RNA polymerase II. NCBI's taxonomy places the organism in Eukaryota, Discosea, Longamoebia, Acanthamoebidae. The transcript has 2 exons.
AUGCACACUACCGCCAAGAGCCCCACGCCCUCUCGACCGGCCCGACUCAUGGACAACCUGGAGUUUCGCAGCCGGCUGUCAUCGUGGAGCAACAAGCAGCACCAAGACCAUUCCAAGGCCGGCACCAUCCUUUGGUACGUCUCUCCUCUGUCUGUCGUCUCGGAGGCAAUUACCUGGCAACCGUUGCAGGAGAACUACGAGGUGGGCUGCCGGGAGUCGAUCGCCAAGGAGGACGUCUACCACCACUACGUGGCGCACUGCCAGGCGGAGGGGACCGAGCCCCUGCGCGCGUCGAUGUUCGGAAAGCUGGUCCACCGCGCCUUCCCGGGCCUCAAGAGCUCCCGCAUCGGCACCCGAGGCGCAACGCGCCACUCCUACAAGUCCUUCCGUCCGCGAGACGCCUACGCCAUGCCAUCUCAGGCCGCUGCCAAGGGAGGCAAUAUCGCCUCGCGCUCGGCCGGGACGAGGAAACCCGAACGACCAGUAGUGCCGCUGGUGCAGGUCAAGCAGCAGCUGCCGGACGAGGGCAUGGACAGCUCCGUCGACUCCAGCAGUUAUCCAUCCUCGCCGAUGUCGUCCUACUCCCCUCGGCCGCAGGGCCAGGACGAGCCCCGUGGCCAGGUCUACCGGCAGUACGCCUACAACUACUACAACGACUCCUCGCCUACUUCCUUUUCCUCGCCGACUCUACCUUUCGAGACCUUCUCCUACACUUCCAACGCCUUCUCGGCUUAUCUGCUCCCGCGAGCCUCCGAGUGGACCACCUCGAAGCCCCAGGAGCUCCAGUCAGCCGACUGCGCGUGCGAGGAGUGCAACCAGCUGGCGGCAAGCUGGAGUGGAGCUGUACGUGGUUCAGGACCAGCCUAUCUCCCCGGAUCUGGCCCCAGCGCCGGCAGUUUCUACGGCCCCGCCAGCGAGAACAGCUACUGGGCCACCCAGGACAGCAACAUGAUGAGGCGCCAGCUCCCGAUGCAGUUUGCGGACUACCUCUGCCGCGACCUAGAGGCAGAGCGCUUUACUCGCUAG